Plasmopara halstedii is the source of this 972-nucleotide messenger RNA. Its product is annotated as endonuclease iii--gpd superfamily base excision dna repair. Gene Ontology annotation, cellular component: nucleus. Gene Ontology annotation, biological process: base-excision repair, AP site formation; base-excision repair; nucleotide-excision repair. The coding region runs from base 1 to 972 and encodes 323 amino acids. The transcript is spliced from 5 exons. Gene Ontology annotation, molecular function: oxidized pyrimidine nucleobase lesion DNA N-glycosylase activity; DNA-(apurinic or apyrimidinic site) endonuclease activity; 4 iron, 4 sulfur cluster binding. The record is from RefSeq and is a predicted model, not a curated record. Lineage: Eukaryota; Oomycota; Peronosporomycetes; Peronosporales; Peronosporaceae.
AUGCGUCUACGCGGCAGUGUCCAUACGAACGGGGCUGCCAGCCUCACGGAUGAACUUGUCAAAAAUGUUAAUAAAAGUAUCAAGCAGGAGCCAGUUAGUAUCAAAGCCGAAUCGACGCGCCCAGUAUCCCCGUUGCAGCCAGUUCGCCGCCGCCGCAGAAUAGAAGACGAUGUUGCUAGCAUAAAGCUCGAGUUAACUCCCACGAAAAAAAUUAAGAAAAGAGCUGGCAUUAAGGAGCGAAUCAUUCGUGAAGAGCCUAGCGACUGGAGAGAAUUGUUACGAGGAAUUGAACAGAUGCGGGUCACGAAAGACGCCGAGGUGGACAAAUUCGGCUGUGAGACCUUCUUUAUCAAGGGCUUACCUCCUCAUGUAUGUCGUUUCCACGUACUUAUUGCUGCCAUGUUGAGUAGCCAGACUAAAGAUCCGGUAAAUGCAGCCGCCAUGGAUCGUCUUAUUAAACACGGAUUGUCGGUGGAGUCGAUGCUUGAAAUUGACGUACAAAAGCUUGCACUACUGAUUCGACCCGUCGGUUUUUUCAAUCUUAAAGCCAAGUACAUCAAACAGACAGCAAGUAUUUUAACAAAGAAAGCCGAAGAAGACGGAAAGGACUUUGUUGACAUUCCGAAUACGUACGAAGCAUUAAUUGCACUUCCCGGGGUCGGACCGAAGAUGGCGACCCUCGUGAUGACCUGCGCGUGGAAGACAACUGUGGGAAUUUGCGUAGACACUCAUGUGCAUCGCAUCUCGAAUCGUCUUAAGUGGGUUCAGACUUGGAACACGAAAAAUCCGAAGUCUCAAGACCCUGAAAAGACUAGAGCGGAGCUUGAAGAUUGGCUUCCGAAAGAACACUGGGGUACCAUCAAUCCAUUGCUAGUUGGUUUUGGACAGACCAUAUGUCUUCCACGAGGUCCAAAAUGCAGCGAAUGUAAAAUUCGCGGGAUCUGUCCGUCAGCUAACAGUUCUGCGAUAUAG